Messenger RNA from Phacochoerus africanus (Common warthog), 2634 nucleotides. Its product is annotated as multidrug and toxin extrusion protein 1-like. Gene Ontology annotation, cellular component: membrane. Gene Ontology annotation, molecular function: antiporter activity; xenobiotic transmembrane transporter activity. The coding region runs from base 709 to 2268 and encodes 519 amino acids. Lineage: Eukaryota; Metazoa; Chordata; Mammalia; Artiodactyla; Suidae. The transcript has 17 exons. Gene Ontology annotation, biological process: xenobiotic detoxification by transmembrane export across the plasma membrane. The record is from RefSeq and is a predicted model, not a curated record.
AAGGGAACGACUCCCCUCCCCCGACCCCAUUAUUGUGUUCAAAAGAGUUUUGAUGUGGUUCUCUUUGGGGUGGAGGUUUUUGUCUUAUCACUAGUUUAGGGCUCUUUCUGUGUUAUCUGUUCACAAGUAAUGUGGGUUUUCAAAACCACAAGAACCACAAAACAUAUAAUCCCUUCCCUGUUCUGCCAGUUGGGGUGCUUUUCGUGUCCAGGGGAUAGAAGGAGCCCUUUAGCUGAACGUGAGGAAUCCGGUGUGGUUUGAAGGCAAGAAUGAGCCUUUGGGCACGGGAGGGCAUUUUGCACCUGCAGAGGCUGAGGCUGGUGGGCAUGACCAGGCAUGGGGACCCUGCUGCCGUGGGACCCUGAGAGGCCCUCUGUGCUGUGCACGGGCGCAAGGACAGGGCCAGGGACAAAGCAGUGGCAUGAAGACCCGUGUCGCCGGAGCCGUCGGGGCAGUGCUCCUACCAACAAAGGAACACCUGGUUACGAAUGUCACCGCGUGGGGCCCAGCUCCCUGCUUUGAGCUCCCGGGGGGCGGUUCGGAAACAGCUGUGUGAACCUUGUCCAGCCUCCGCUCGGCAUCCACAAAACCAGGGUAAUAAGACGUGCUUUGCCCAACGCGCUCCUGCAGAGCUGCUGUGAGAGAGACCUCUGCCCAGACUGCGCCGCUCUGCUGGAACCGAAGAAUGAAUGAUUCCUGGCCCAGCUGAUGGUUUUUCUCAUCAGUUUCGUGAGCUCCGUGUUCUGUGGGCACCUGGGGAAGCUGGAAUUGGACGCGGUCACGCUGGCGAUUGCGGUGAUCAACGUUACGGGUGUCUCCGUGGGGUUUGGCUUGUCCUCUGCUUGUGACACCCUCAUCUCCCAGACAUACGGCAGCCCCAACAAGAAGCACGUGGGGGUCAUCCUGCAGCGGGGCGCCCUGGUCCUGCUGCUCUGCUGCCUCCCCUGCUGGGCGCUCUUCCUCAACACCCAGCACCUCCUGCUGCUCUUCAGGCAGGACCCGGCCGUGUCCAGGCUCACCCAGAGCUACGUGACCGUCUUCAUCCCGGCUCUUCCUGCGACCUUCCUGUACACUUUACAAGUGAAGUACCUGCUCAACCAGGGCAUUGUCCUGCCCCAGAUCGUGACUGGAGCCGUAGCCAACCUGGUCAACGCACUCGCCAACUACCUGUUUCUCUAUCCGCUGCGCCUUGGGGUGACGGGCUCGGCGCUGGCAAAUACGGUUUCCCAGUUCGCCCUGGCUCUGCUCCUCUUUCUCUAUAUCGUGGUGAAGAAGCUGCACCGCGACACCUGGGGAGGGUGGUCCUGGGAGUGCCUGCAGGACUGGGCCUCCUUCUUCUCGCUGGCCGUCCCCAGCAUGCUCAUGCUGUGCAUCGAGUGGUGGGCCUACGAGAUCGGGAGCUUCCUGAGCGGUACCCUGGGCAUGGUGGAGCUGGGAGCCCAGUCCAUUGUGUAUGAGCUGGCUGUCAUCGUGUACAUGGUACCCACAGGCUUCAGCGUGGCCGCCAGCGUCCAGGUGGGGAACGCACUGGGGGCCGGAAACAUCGAGCAGGCCAGAAGGUCCUCGGUUGUCGCCCUGGUGGUCACAGAGCUUUUCGCAGUAACCUUCUGUGUCCUGCUCCUGAGCUGCAAGGACCUUGUGGGCUACGUUUUCACCAAGGACCGGGAAAUCAUUGCCCUGGUGGCCCAGGUGGUUCCGAUUUACGCUGUUUCCCAUCUCUUUGAGGGUCUGGCGUGCACCUGUGGCGGCGUGCUGCGGGGGAGCGGAAACCAGCGGGUCGGGGCCAUUGUCAACGCCAUCGGGUAUUAUGUGGUCGGUCUUCCCAUCGGGAUUUCGCUGAUGUUUGCCACUGGACUUGGAGUGAUCGGUCUCUGGCUCGGAAUCAUCAUCUGCACCAUCUCCCAGGCCGUGUGUUUUCUGGGCUUCGUUGCUCGGCUAAACUGGAAAACAGCCUGCCAGCAGGCUCAGGUCCACGCCAAUUUGAAACUAAACGUGGCCCAGGACGGGACCGCAGUUCUCUCGGGGGAGCCGCCCUACCCAGGGGGCCCUGAAAACCUCGGAGGAGUUUUGCUGAGAGAUGUUGCCAAAAAAGAGGCGACCCCGUUGGGUCAGCAGCCGCCCCAGGAAGAGCACGUGGAGGUUCAUCCCAGAGCCGAGCCGACGUUGUCGGGGAGACAGUUGCUGCUGCGUCGAGGGCUGCUGCUCCUGGGGGCCGUGUCCCUCUUGCUGGUGGGGAUUUUACUGAGAGUGUAUGUCAGGAUUCAGUGACGGGGCAGGAGAGGGUCAGGUCACGUGAUGAGAGGGAGCCCGGCAGGUCACGUGAUGCUUGUGCUGCCGAACAAAGAAUUCACCGGCCCUGAGGCAGCAGUUCGUUUUCAGGGGACUUUAUGGAUGUCCCGAAGGGAGGGUUCCAAGGUAUUUUCUGAUGAAGAAAAGGAACUAAUGUAAAAAAAUACAUGUUAGCCCAAGACAGCGCCUGUUUUAACCGAGGACCCCGAGCGCUGGCUGCCUGGAUGGAGGGCUUCGAUGUUUCUUCUGCUUACUGGCUUCUUGUUCUUUAGACACAAUCCCACAUACCGAGGAUACUUAAGGAUUCUUACUCUCUGAAUUAUUUAAAAUAUAUUUUACAAUGUA